AUGUCUUCAGGCAAGGCUGGGCGGAGGAGACGGUCGAGCAGUAUCAUUUAUCAGGAGCCUCCCGAGUCCAUCGAGCGGACCAGCGACCAGGCUGCCCUCCCCAAUCUGAAUGCGAAUUGGGUCAAUGCUAAGGGUGCCUGGACCAUUCACUUCGUCUUGAUCGUGGCUCUGAAGAUCCUCUUCGACAUUAUUCCUGGUGUCUCGCAAGAAACCUCCUGGACCCUCACCAACAUCAGCUAUAUGUUCGGCUCUUUCCUCAUGUUUCACUGGGUGCGGGGCAUCCCUUUCGAGUUCAACGCCGGGGCGUACGACAACCUCAACAUGUGGGAGCAGAUUGACAAUGGCGACCAAUACACUCCGACCAAGAAGUUCCUGCUCUGCGUGCCCAUCUGCCUUUUCCUUCUCAGCACGCAUUACACCCACUACGACCUGACGUAUUUCACCAUCAACUUCCUUGCUACGCUGGGGGUGGUCAUCCCGAAGUUGCCCUUUUCGCACCGUUUGCGAAUAGGCCUCUUCUCUGACAUCCCGGAGGAGUAG
This is a messenger RNA of Aspergillus fijiensis CBS 313.89, 540 nucleotides long. Its product is annotated as ORMDL family protein. Gene Ontology annotation, biological process: negative regulation of ceramide biosynthetic process; ceramide metabolic process; intracellular sphingolipid homeostasis. Lineage: Eukaryota; Fungi; Ascomycota; Eurotiomycetes; Eurotiales; Aspergillaceae. The transcript has 3 exons. The record is from RefSeq and is a predicted model, not a curated record. Bases 1 to 540 code for a protein of 179 amino acids. Gene Ontology annotation, cellular component: endoplasmic reticulum membrane.